UUCAUUAUUUCGCAGUUGACAAGAAGUCGCUGAAGAUGCAACAAAGCAACUCGUAUACCUAGUAAAGAAAUCAGAAUAACUAAUACGAAAUUAGUGAAAAACAUUCAAUAAAUAGUUUUUCUAAAAAUUUAUUAAAUUUCAAAUAGUUGUACAGCAACAAAACUACUUGCUUAAUACUUUCGAGAUUCCCCUCCCCCCAAAAAGUAAAGGCAAACUGCAAGCACUUGCAAGUCAUCGAAUCAAUCGAGACUGGUUUGCUUUUUGGGGGCUAACUACUCGCUGCGUUUGUGCAUAAGUGAAGGCGGUGCCGGAGCAAGAGGCGGAAAAAACGCGCUGACACAACUACAACUGCAUGUAGUAUUGGAGAAUCGAAGCAGAAAAUCAGCGAAACGCUGUGGCGAGCGCCAAAAAUAUAACGCAAGUCACAAGAACAACCAGGCGAAAUAAAUAUUUCAUAAAGAAACGUGAAAUAAAAAAAGAAAAAGUAGAAUGAGCUGAGAAAUCGAACGUUAAACUGAAAAUGUGCGAAUUAUUUAAAAAUGAUUUCCGAAAAUAAAUUAGACGCGUGACAAAAACGAAACCACAAAUAAAAGCAUAAUUGAGGAAUAAAAUAAUUUUGUUGAAAAGAGAACUGUAUAAUCAAAAACAAAAAAUCGCAUGAAAAAAAUAUUUUAAAACUAUUAUUUUUCCUAAUAAGUUAGACAAACCUAAAAAAAUUAAAUUGUAAUUAUUCAACUGCGAAAAACUACGAACAAAACGAAUACGAGCUACGAACAUACACACGAAUAUACCUACACUCUACGACGACAUCAUCGUAUCAAAACACACAACGUUUUUGGGCCAAACGCCAACAAUAGCAAACACCGUUGUUCUACAAAUAAGCGGGCGCGUCGCGCAGGCAAUCAGGCCGUCAGUCAGUCAGCCAGCGAGUCAGUCAGUUGUUGAAGCGAUUAGAAAACCUGCAAUAAAAUCGAAAUCAGCUGAAAAUUUUCAGUCACAACACACCCAAACGCCCAUAUUUCCACGCUCACAAGCACACACAACUUGACAACAAAAAAAAAAAUUGCAGCUGACUUCGGCGCGGACAACAACAACGACGACAUAACGAUGAUGUACGAAUAAAUUAUCAAAAGCACCUUAUAUAAGUGUGGAAUAAUUCCGAAGCGAAUUCAGUUCCAUAACACUCAAAUGAAAGCCAAAAUGGAUUACUAAAUGCAGUUGAAGUCAAUCAACAGCAACAGGAGCAGCAGCAACAGCAGCAGCAGUCCACAGCAUUGCAUUGCGCAAUAGUCACGUCCACAUAACAUACAGACACACAUACACACACAUACGCAGAACGACGACGACGAGCACCCUAUAACCCCUCCAAAUCGGCCAACGAGUUAAGAUCAGCAGAUACCAUAACUUAAGUUGCAAAAAACCAACUUCUAAAAUAAAAACUCCCAAUAGACCUAAACCUAAUUUCCAUUUAAAAACAAAAUACAUACAUACCAACACGACUGCAAGAAGUCAUCGAGAACAACAUAACUAAAAAUAAUAAUAAAAAUAAAUUCGUAAAUUAAAGAACAUUAUUUGGCCUAAACUGCAUAAGUAGAAGAAAUUCAACUUAAGAAAAUCAGUAAUUCUGAACAGAGUUACAUAAGUUGCAUACAAUUGUUUAAACAAAAAACGAUCACACUGUGAAUAGCAGCAGCAACUGCUGCCGAAGACAACAACCGAGAGCAGUGAAAAUUGACCUAAACAUCACAUUAACAACAACAAUCGUCGAUAAGCCAAUGUUACAAUAAUGCAAUGCCUAAUUAUCAAGUAGCAAAUGCAAGCAAAUUAAAAACGUAACAACAACGGUCCCGCCCCCGUAUCAUCAAGAAGGAGGAGCGCCCGUAGAUAAACACAAAUUCAAUAUGAUUUGAAUAUAAUUUGAAAGAGGUUGAACUCAAAAACCAACACAACUAUCAAUUUUUUGUUCACAUUUCGCUACAAGCAUUUUAACAAGUUUUGUCAACACUAAUUUUUGGUCCAAUUACAAAUCCUAUUCGGCAAAGACACAUCGUAAAAAUAUAAAUGCACUUGAUAAAAAAAUAUCAACCGAAAAAGUAAACAAGUAAAAUAUUAAUCAAUACUAAAAAGAAGGCGCGUUUUGUUAGUAGAACAAAAAAUAUUGUUCGCAUCAGCAGUAAAGGAAUUUAUGAAUGAACACCAUUUCAAACCAAAGAAUUUAAAGCAAAACAAAAACUCCCGUAGAAGUAGAUUAAUAACAAAUCCAAGUAAAUAAAUAAAUAAUCUACGGAGCGCAAGAACAGUUUAUCCUUCCGCAACCUACAUACAUAUAUACAUGCAUAUGUAUAUUAUAGUAUAUGUUUAAUGUACAUAUGUCUAGAGAAAAGUCGCCUAAAUAUGUUUGUUGCAACACUUUCUGAGUCCAUGGCAUUGUCGCAAAAAAUGCAGCAACAAGAAAAGCUAAAUUUCAAAAUCAUGUUGUACGCACCCUUGCACAUUGCUAUCGCUGAAUCGAAUGUUGCCACGAAAAAUGCUUAGAUUCUACAAAGUAAAUUGCGUUCAUUACAACAACCAUAACGACAACUACCGACGAUUACAGCGUAUCAUUGAGCAAACGACUGGCUUAGAGAGGAACAACCACUGGCAGAAGAAGAAUAACCACAGCAGCAGCGGUAGCAGUGAUAGGGGCAACGCCGCACGGCUACGGCAACACCAACAGCUCAAAUGCAGGUUGUCGUCGUCGCCUUGUGGUGGCCAGUGAUUGUUGCUUUAGUAGCCGCCAUUGUUCGUAAAUUAUCAGCGCUUGGCUAUGCAAAAGAGCUGUCUUAAUUUCUAUGAAAUCGACAGUACAAAAAAAAGUGUCAUCGAUUUACGAAACCGCUACAACAACGACAGCAGCAAGUGAUAUAUAACUACUAUAAUUGCAACUAUUGCGGCGACAGCAUCAACGCCAACAGUAACAAUAACGUUCGUUCGUUUUAUCACUGAUCCACCUGCAUGUCAUGCGGUUGCUUUGAUCAGUUCCUCUUGGAUUACUAAGUGAAAAGUAAUAGGUAUGAAGUAUCCACAACUUGUAUCGACGCGCGCGGUGAACGCCAUAUCCGAUUGGUUAGUAUCCCGCUUGGAGCAGUUAGGCGUUGAGGCACCACAGAUCUAUACUAGACUUCUCCUAUCUCUCUUACAAUCGACUAUUCAACUAAACGAUCCAAUUGAGUUCAGCAAUUUAGAAUCAUUUUUUGCUAGUCGAAAAGGUGGAAAUAGACGUUACCUUGACACCGACGCCCUCAAGAAAUUCAAUGCUGUGCAGUGUCUAAAGGAUAUUGUUUCCUCGGAACAAGAGAUCGCAACUAUUGAAAAUCUCGUCGAUGAGCUGUGUGAAAAAUUAAAGGACAUCGAAAAACAAACUGGCGAUAGUGAAGAUGAGGAUAAGCAAUUAGUAGCAACUCUUUCACUAGCACAGCAACAGCACCACAAUUCAUCGCAUCAGCACCAUCAUCACCACGGUCACACGCAUUUGCACAAGUCGCAUCACAACAAUCAAACGAAAGAGGUUCCAACACACAGCAAAAGUUGCAGUGCCAGUAGUCGAAGUGAUAGCAGCAAAAACACGCAAGCAGCAGUUUCAACAGCCGCAGCAUCAGCCAAUAACCAGAGCAACAACAACAAUACAGAAAACUUGGACGAUAGUGAAUUAGACCCGCGCGAUCUUUAUUUUCGCGCAUUUCCAGCGCUAUCAAAAGAAAUGGAGGACUCUUUCGUAACUUGGCGCCGCAAUGCCAAGUGGUUGACGUGGCCUGUAGACCAACGUAACCAGGAUCAAUCGAUUUCGACUAGUAGUUCUAGUUCGACAAUCUCAAGCAAUUCCGCUGUAGAUGCGGCCACUAAAGAUGCUGCUACAAGCUCUGUAAAUAAGGUAAACGCUAAAGAUAAGAGAAUGGAUGAUGCCUUGGAAAAUGCAUCGAAAGUGCCAAGGCAAGAGUUUUGCAAUGAUUUUGCUGAUGUCAAUGAUAGUGAGACUAAUUCAUCUGCUUUUGCGUCUGUUAAUGCUGCUACUGGCGGCAUCAAACGUAAAUCUAAACGUCGCCGCAGUCGAGCUUUGUUAAAAGGAAAAACCAUUCAACAAAGUUCGCGUAAAAAAACUAGUGCCGGCAUGGCUUGUGGUUCUUCUUCAGCAUUAAUGCAUAAUCACGCCGAUGAUAAUCCUUCGGCUGCAGGCGCCAGUGGUAAAAGUAAACGUAGUGCUUCGCCAGCUUAUUGGGAUACCGAUUUCGAGGGCUGUUGGGAGAUGGGACGAGAUCUGAUCAAAGAGUUUAUUACGCGUCAGAAUAGGAACUCUCGCAAUCGUAGCACUUCAGAAAGUGCUGUUGCAUAUAAAAAGAAGAGCACCACUGAAGAAAGGGCUGCAUUGAGGAAUGCCACUAUUGAUUACAGUAGCGCUAAUGAAAAGGCUUUGACCGAUGGCAAUCGUCUACAAAAUAAAAAUCACGCAACCGGGCAAAGCAGCGACAUUGAGUGUGACAAAACUCGGACAACUAAAGUCGUUACACCUAUAUUACCGCCAGUGGAUAUUUCCUUCUGCGACUAUGAUGACUACGAUGACACACUCGCGUCAGUGUCGGAGCUAACUCACGAUGGGCCCUUGGUAAGUUUAGCCACUGCUGAUGGAGCUGCCGAUCUGGCAACUGUCAACGCUAAACGUUUGUAUGAACGGGAAUUGAUACCAACGGAUGCCAAAUCUGAUGAACAAUUGGACUUUGCACAAUUUGAAGCGAAAUUUAAUAGCAGCGUUGAAGCUUUGUGGAAGGAUGCUGGUAGUGAUGAGGAGAAGGGAUUCAAACCAAUUGGCAAUGGUAAUAAAAUGCAAGUAUUCGGCUUUGGCAGUGGCAGCAGCACACAUUUUUCCGGUCCCGCUUCGCUGCCAUUCGAUGUGCCAUUUUCACAAAAUGUAAAAAAUUUCUGGGCAAACUAUUAUAAUCAUCAUUUUGAUUUGAGUAAAAUGUUGCCGACUAGCGUAAUUGGCCAGAAAGCAAAGGAACUGGAUGUAGUGAUGCAACGGAGAGCUAAUGAUAUUGGCAGAGGCGAUGCUUUCAAGCCUAAUGGUGGCUUUUUAAGUGAUGAUGCUCCUCAAAAGCCUAACAAUUUCUCUAGAGCCCCAGCUGACGUAACCAUAGCAGCGCCUACUACCACUAGCGACUAUUACUCGAUGCCCAGCAAUUUGGACAACUUGAACAAUGCGAAAUUACUGCGUUGCGGUUUGCGCCACAACAGCGGCUGUAGUGACUGUAGCAUCGGUGCGGGUAUGGGCAGAGGCGGUACAAUUGGAGAAGAGCGGAAAACACCGGUGGCGCUCUUCUUACAGAGUUCGAUUUGGUCGGAAAAUGCUAAUCGGGAUGGCGGUGACACAGAUGAGAGUUUCUACUUUAAAGUGCACAACUCGGGCAAGCAGUUAAAUCAAUAUAACGCCCCUGGUAAUAACAGUAUGCGGGAACAGAAAAUGCAAGGCGGUACUAAUACUGGUGGCAGCUUUGGUUUUACGGCUACGUAUACAUCGUCUAAAUGGUCAGAGGGCAUAAAUGCCGGACCGCCACAAAAUAAUUUGAUAAUGGCGCCAUCACAGCAGAUGACACAUAAGCAGGGCACAAAUCUGAAGGAAAAUUUUAAUAUAUCUCUUAGAGGUACCGAUUGUACUGACUCCUCGCCCACUGCCUCAUUUUCCACCACUUCAGGCACUAAUUGGCAACAGACAAAAACCAAUGCAAACACUGAUUUGGAAAAUACAUGGCCACCUGGUAUAUCACCCAACGUUGAAAAAAUACGCGAGACAAAUACAUCACAUCGUGCCCCGACACGUGACGCCAUCAUCGAGAACACGCCGACAGUAACACUUGCGAAUCAUUCGUCUGCAAACAGUGGCUUUAUUGAAUAUUCACGCAUCAAAUCAGUCCCACAGCUCCAAUUGUCCACCCAAGACAAUGCAUCAAGCGCCAACUUAGCUAAAGAGCAACUUCCGCGAAAUUAUCCGCCCCGUGCCAAUAGCAAAGAACAACAACAGCAACGUUGUGCGCUCGAUAUGAUAGAUGAUAGCGAAAACCUAUUGACUUCCGAGCGCACACAUUUCCAUCCGAUUAGAUCGUACGUAGAUGGUCAUACCUUCGAUAUUUGCAGCGAACUAGAUGUCAUAGAGUAUGAACGUUCGGCCAGCGGCUAUCUUUACCUCGAGCAAGAUAAAUAUCUCGAGUAUACGCGAACGGACAAUUUCAUGGUGGAGGACGAUGGUGGCGUUGGCGCCUCAGCCAACCCACUGUAUGCAAAUUCAAAUUGUGAGGCUGCCACAGCCAGCGCCAGUGCAAAUUACAAAAACGCCAUCGGCAAUAGCAAAUCGAAACGAAUCGAACGAGAUUUUGUUAUCAAAUUCCGCCUGCAACGCACGGAGAUCGCUUGCCAAACGGAUGCAGAGCCCCCAACCGCACGUGCUGUGAUAACCGCAAGCAAACGUUUCAGUACAAUGAGUUUAACGGCAACAUCGCAGCCGCAUCCACUUAGCUUAAUUUUCUCGAAUGCGGCAAAAAAUUUGAAAGCGAACGCAGCUAAUGAACUUGUGUACAGCGAUACUGUCGAGGCAUUUACUCGCGCUAUUGCACAUUGCCCGCCACCACCUCCACAAACGGCGAAUAACUCUACUUGGCUACCAUUGGGGGCUGCUGAUUUUGGCGGACAACAAUCGGGUAAUCGCAAUUGGAAAUUCUAUCAGCAGCAGUCCAAGGUGUGCAAAAAUACCAAAAAGAAUACGAGCAACCUGAAAAGCCACUCUAAUGAUUACGAUGAUGAUGACGAUGAAGCUGGCUGCGAUGAGGUAGAUUUCUAUGGCAGUGCCGCUGACGUUGCCGAUAUGAACCACCGUAGCGCCAUGGAAUUCAUUGAUACUGAUGUAGACAUGAUUAGUUUAGAACAACAAUGGUCCAUGAAUGAAAUACGCAAAAAGUGCAAAGAAGCUGGCCAUAUGGCUACCUAUGCAAGUGCGAAUAAUAAUAAUAAUAAUGCCAGUGGUGCUGGUGAUGCCGCCGCCGACGGUGUCAUCGAAUCUGUUUGGGGAAUGUGUGCCGCCUGUAACAGUGAACUGAAAUCCAUACCGGCCAACAGGUUGCUGCGUGAUGAACUUCAAGUGGAGGCCGAUGAGAUAAUGAGCGAUCUGAAAUAUAUGCAAGAUUUAUACAUAGGACGUGCUGGUGAUGCAAAUGAUGCUGACGAUGAAGAUGAAGGCUGUGCGGAUGAUGACAGUGGCGCCGACACGGUGACAAGUGACAGCGAUUGGUGUAACGAAGACGUAACAGCCGAACUUGCGGAAGAAGGUUCAGUGAAGCCAAUGCCAAGUGUAGAACUUGCAAUACGUCAGGCAGACUCUACGAGCGCUGAUAAAGUUGCUAGCGAUACUGCUGCAACUAAUGAUUCGGAUACUUUUUCCGUUAUACAAAAGGUAAAUCGGCUCAUAGCUGAAUUGCUGCGUCCUGAUAACAAUAAUGAUACCACCAGCCAUAUAGAGAAACUAAACGCGCAUGCAUGUGCGAGUGUUGAGGAGUCACGUCCCGCAGAAAGAGAAUCAGCAACCAUGCAAUUUAGUGGAAAUUUAUGGCACAACAGUCGUAAUGAACGGAACAUUUGGCAACUGAACGCAGCAGAUAGCACUACCGGGAUAAUGGUUGGCGGUGGUGGGGGCUUGGGCAAGGGCAGUAGUGGUAUUCACCCAAUGCAACUCUUGCGUCAGUUUAACGUAAAGCCAAUGGAGAGUGCGACCAAUGUCGGAAACGUUUUCCCAUUGCCAACUGCUGACGAUGCGGAUAAAUACCACACACAAAUAAGUUGGGAGCAUGAGAAUUUAGCUAAAAUUUGGCAAACAUCACCACCACCACCACUGCUACCGCCGCCACCGCAACAACAAACACAUCAGCCUCCGCAGAAUCAACCACAAGAUGCCAAUAUGGAAGUAAAAUAUGACAGAACGGCAGCCGCUGCAGUUAAUCAAUCUGAAUGCGAUGAGAAAACUGAUAUUGAUGAGAAAAAUAUGCGUAAUUUGCGUGCCAAUGCAGAUGCGAGUGUGGAAGCUGCGGCAGCGAAUUUGCAAGAGGCACAAGAGUUUUUAACCCGCGGCCAAAGCAAGGUGGUAGCGCUCACAGACGCGCAGCUAGUAGACUCAGCUUUAAAGUUAAAGGCAGUUACUCGCAAGCGACGACACUCGGCAUCACAAAAUUAUUUCCAUGCGCAACUGAAUAAUAGCAUAGGCCCAGCUGCUGGCAAUAGCAGCGGUGGCAACGCGUCACUUAUGCAGAACAAUAACAACAAUGAAAUCGCCGAUUUAAAUAACUAUGUGUUGAAGUCGUCGUCGUCGAAUGCCAAUGAGUUGAGUUUUCAAAAUUUGCUUAACGUUUCGCUGCGUUUUGGUGCCGCUGCGGCCGCUGCCGUUGCCGCUUCUCAUGCCAAGAAAGGCUCCGAUUAUGGCAGCAGAAAUAUUUGUGGCGCAGAUAUUGCAUAUGGUUGCGAUGCAACUGCAGCGGCUGCAAGAAAUCAUACGAUCAUUACCUGCAAAUACCACUUGACUGCAAUCGAACCGCUGUCAAUGCACAAUGAUGACGAUGGUAUCGAUGAUGUUGGCUUAUUUGGUACAGGUAACAAUGGCAGUGGCAUCACAGCGGCACCGCUUUCGUGCCUCAUCGACAAGAACCAAUCCAUAUUGAAGCAUGUAACCAUGGUGUCCCGACCGUUGACGCGUUAAAAUCAUCUUCAUAGGCUGUCUCAGUAACUAAACAAAAAAAAAGUUUUUCGUAAUUUUCUUGCAGGUGCUUGGAAUUUGGGUCUUGUUGAAUGGAUCGGCAGUUAGCGUGGAAGAAUAAAAGCUCAAUCACAUUCUGAAAUAAAAUACUUCGGUAGCAGCAGCAACUACAGCAAUUCACAUGGAAUAAGCAAAUAAAAUCAGUCGAUCAGACGGCGGCGCACAUUAAAUGGUGUGCGCCGACGGUGUACUAAAAAAAAA
Rhagoletis pomonella (apple maggot) is the source of this 9022-nucleotide messenger RNA. Its product is annotated as serine-rich adhesin for platelets-like. The record is from RefSeq and is a predicted model, not a curated record. NCBI's taxonomy places the organism in Eukaryota, Metazoa, Arthropoda, Insecta, Diptera, Tephritidae. The transcript has 10 exons. The coding region runs from base 3053 to 8764 and encodes 1903 amino acids.